AUGACACGUCGAUCUCACUUCCAACCGGGCCGUGAACCUUUAGAGGCCCACCCCGAUCUGACACUAAAGAGCAAUCAUGUAACAGGCACAUUUGCAUUUCUCAACCCUACACUGGCGCACUACUCUCCAAAAGGCCAGCCCAACCUGGAACAAGACCAAUCCCACCCCCAACCAAGCAUCGAGCACCUCUGGCGUUCCCGCGACAACAGGAAAGGUCGACAUGCUCUCCGUGUCAGCCACCGGGCCGCUCCGCAGGAUCGUCUCACAGCUCCACCACUUACGCGCUCUGCCCCGAUGAUAUACAAGGGCAUUCUUCGCAUGUUCACUUGUGCUCCAUACUGGGAUGUAUCAUGGCUGGUCGCCACUACAUUCACUCUGGGGUCAGUGAUUUGGAUUAUCAACGCGUUUUUCGUCUGGCUCCCACUUGCCAAUCCGAACACUGAGUUUUCGGGAGAGUCGCUGGUCGGAGGUGGGGUGACAGCGUUCAUCGGCGCAACGAUUUUCGAGGUUGGGAGUGUGCUUCUUCUUCUCGAGGCUGUGAAUGAGAAUCAGACGGGUUGUUUCGGAUGGGCGCUUGAAACUGUUCUUUCGAAGACGGGAUCUCACGAUGGCCAUGGACAUGCUUGGACAAAGAUUCAGCCCGAUAUGCAGGAGUGUCGACAUCAUCAUGCGAAUCGCCGAUCCUUCCUACGGGGGCGACAUGCCCGUGGCAAUGAACCCGAUAUUCAGACUCAAUUCAGUCGCGUCGUUUCUGCAUCCGAUGGGAGGUCAUUUCGAUGGAUACCCUCAGCCAAAGAACUGCGCACACACUACUUUCAUGAACUGGGGUUCCUUGCUUCGUUGAUUCAGUUUGGCAGUGCUUCUAUCUUUUGGAUUGCCGGGUUGACGGGUCUUCCGGGAAUCUACAAUCAUCUCAGUUCGAAUCUUGCAGAUGGUGUAUAUUGGACUCCGCAAAUUGUCGGCGGAACGGGAUUCAUUUUGAGUGGCCUCCUGUUUACCAUUGAAACUCAGUCAAAGUGGUACAUACCUGCUUUGCAUGUGCUUGGUUGGCACAUUGGCGUUUGGAACUUUAUUGGCGGCGUUGGUUUCACUCUUUGUGGUGCUCUGGGCCCGGCCAGUUCUCAUUCUGGGGUAGCGUACCAGGCAACACUUGCUACCUUCUGGGGCUCCUGGGCCUUUAUGAUUGGCUCUACUAUCCAGUGGUAUGAAAGCCUACAGAAGCACCCAGUUGAAAGAAAGGCUGAGUGA
Molecule: messenger RNA, 1248 nt
Organism: Penicillium salamii
Lineage: Eukaryota; Fungi; Ascomycota; Eurotiomycetes; Eurotiales; Aspergillaceae
Source: the annotation of a GenBank genome assembly